UUGUUUUUUAUGAUCAAAAACAAAACCCCACCACAAACAAACAAACACAAAACAAAACAAAAGGGUUUUGUUCAGCAGCAGCAUGGAUGUGUUGGCUAGUUAUAGUAUAUUCCAGGAACUACAGCUUGUCCACGACACCGGCUACUUCUCAGCUUUGCCAUCCUUGGAGGAAAACUGGCAGCAGACAUGCCUUGAGUUGGAACGUUAUCUUCAGACAGAGCCAAGGAAGAUCUCAGAGAACUUUGGUGAGGAUUUGGACUGUUUCCUUCACACCUCCUCUCCGCCAGGCUCAGAGGACAGUAUCCGACGGCUGGACCCCAUCCUGUUGCCAGUGGAGACGAGUACCUGCGACAAAAGCACCAACAUGGACCUUAUCCUCUCACGGGACAAGCUGCUGUCUGAGACGUGCCUCAGCUUGCAGCCCACCGGCUCUUCCAUAGAGGGUUACGCCGCUGUCAACCAGGCCCAACUCAACGCAGUGACCUCAUUAACGCCCCCUUCCUCUCCUGAGCUCAGCCGCCAUCUGGUAAAAACCCCACAAACUUUCUCCGCAGUGGACGGCACGGUGACGUUGAAACUGGUGGCCAAGAAGGCGUCGCUCACCUCAGUCAAGGUGGGAGUGGCGGCGGUGGCCGCAGGAGGCACGAUAAAGAGCGGGCAGAAUGACAGCGAGCAAGGAGGGGCAGGGGCCGAGGCAUCCCCGGAAAACAAGAAGAGGGUUCAUCGCUGUCAGUUCAACGGGUGCCGGAAGGUUUAUACAAAGAGCUCCCACUUAAAGGCUCAUCAGAGGACUCACACAGGUGAGAAGCCUUACAAGUGCUCGUGGGAAGGGUGCGAGUGGCGUUUUGCACGAAGCGACGAGCUCACAAGGCACUACAGGAAACACACAGGGGCAAAACCCUUUAAAUGCAACCAUUGUGACAGGUGUUUUUCCAGGUCUGACCAUCUUGCCCUCCACAUGAAGAGACACAUCUAAGUACCUAAAAUCAGUCAGCAUGGCAUAGAUGUCAGCUGAGCUACAAGACAUGGCAUGAAGGGUGGAACUCGGUUAUAACCCGCUGCCUUGCAGAAGAAGAGAACUUGAUCACAUGUAAACCUCUGUACACAGACCACACACUCACACUGUCAUGCACCCAACUAUACUUAAAUACAUACAUCUGUUCUUUAUGCCUUGCCCCAGCUGGAUGGAAGAAGGUGCAGGAGAGGAGAUGGGGUAGAGGUGAAGUCAGUAAGAUAGAACAAUUGCUUACAGUACUUCAUCACCCUUGGAUUUGUUUCCAGCUAUUGCCAGUAGAAAUCAAAGUAAAUGGAAAAGACUUCUCUGCAGAUGGACAGCAAGUAGGAGGGGCUUAUUUAACUCGCUUCUCAAUGCAACUCCAUAGGAGAAUAUGUCGUCUUCAAGUUGCAUAUUUGUAGCACUAACUUUUCUUUUUAAAUAGAUGGGGGGGGGAAUAAUGACCUAGAAAACCAAAUCCCAGUUUGGUAGCCAAAAUUAACCUCUUGGUUCCUUUAUUCUUUGUCCGAGAAUUCCUAAUGCUCGACACGUCAAACUUCUCACAGACCCUUUGAUCUGUCUUGGUUUUGGUUCUUCCUAGAACUGAGCUAUUAAGAUCCUUUUAAGUCAAUACCAAUGGCCUUAAUGGCAGUUGACUGUGGAGUGACACCUGUGACAUAUACAUCAUCUGUUUGGCCUGAGUUUAUGUAGACUUCAUGGAGGAUGAUAUUUUUGUUUGGGUAUUUUUGUGUUAACUUUUUUUUAAGCUAUUGCAUGCCCUAUGCACUGGUAGGGAUUAUGGAAGCUGCUGGCAUGACUGGAAAGCAGCCAAAAGAAGAGUCCCUGAAACACCACGUUAUAUCUCCAUAGGCAUCACCUUAUUGCCAUAGCUAGGACUUCUUGUUUUGUCUAAUGAAAACUUGAAAAGCUCAUGUGGAAGCUUAGACAUUUUAUCUUUUCUCCAUGAACAAGUGAUCUUCAGAACUUCUUUUCUUCACCUGCUUAUCUGUCUUGGACUGGCCAAUCAGGCGUGACUACAGAUUUCCUUCAGCACCAUGUGAGCAUGUUGGCUACAAUCCACAGUGAUUGACAAAUUGUGUUGCGUGUUCUUGUUAUUCUAUUGACCAGUUUAAAACAUUGACUUUUAUUUGUUGAAAGAGCACCUGCAAACAUUUAUUUUCUAAGCCUAACUUUUGGUUAAGCAUCUUACAAAAAAAAAAAAAAAGCCAAAAAUACUACUCCGGUCCCAGAGUGGGAAAGUGAGAACCUCUUCCAAAUAAAGUGGCUUCAUUCAGCAUUAAUCUUUUAAAGUAAAGAUCACAGUCCUCCUUUCCCAUUCAUCAAGGUGAUGGUAUAGCCCACGGAUAUAAAAAAAUUGUAAGAAUAUUUAAAGGGUGAAUGAAGGGUUGGCUUUUGUGCACAGCACUGAGGAUUUUCCAAGUGAUCGGUCUAAAGUAUUGGUAGCAUGGGUCAUAUUCGACCUUCAGUCUGUACCAUCCAGGAUCAAUGGAAGCCUCACGCUCACCCUUGAAUCCUGUAGAUAAUUUGACCAUCUUGGCUCAAAGUGGACUAAAUUUCUUGUUUAAAAAAAAAAAAAAAGUAAUAUAUAUAUUAUAUAAAUACAACUUGCAUUUAUAGCAAGUUGGCACUGGCCCUAACUCCAAAGACUGCCUUUAGGACCAUAUAAAAUGGCCUAUGCAAGCAGGUGGGGUGGUCAUUAGGACAGGUUGUAUAUUUUGUAUAUUCUGGGACCCUCCUUACAAGACACGUCUAGAAAUGAAACAAAAUGGCAUGUGGUCCACAAAUGGUUGCUGCUCUUUUAUACUGUACUAGCCAACUGCCCUCCUUUGACUGUUUUGACUCAUUGACUGUUAAGUAUUUCCCUUUUGGGAUACAAAACUGAACUUUUAAAAAAAAAUCCAUAGCUGUAAAACGUAAGAGCAGUCACUGGAAUCAUUGGUCCUUGCGUUCUCAGCGUUUGCGCAACCUUUGUUCCAGUCAGAGAUUGAAUCUACCUGGAAGAUGUUUAUUUUGCUCACAGUUUUUACAAACACUGACUGUCAGUUGGACACUUUGGUGGCGAAUAUGAUAUCUGGCCCAUACGGCAUGAGAUAUGGACCAAAAUCUAACCAUCUUUUUGGGGGGCAAUGAUGUAACAGUGAAAAAAGUAAGAGCAAAUUGAGUUUUAGUCCAAAGAUUUAAAACUAACUUUACUAUUAAAAAAAAAAAAAAUGACUGGAGCACUGCUUGCUGACAAUCUCGUAGUUCUCAACUUCUGUAUUUGCAUACUUCUUAUGGCCAUUCCAUCCAGGAGUUCAAUUGGGUUCUGAGGGCCCUACAACCCAACUUGUGUUUGACUAUGUGGAGCAUCUUACCAGGAUGUCUCAUGGGAGCUUGAGGAUACUUGAACCUCAGUUGCGUGAAACUAUAGAGCAUCCAUUCAGUGCAUUAGAUAAAAAUAUAGAAAACUCUAGAAGAAGUUCAUUCCCAUAGUAUCCUACAGUACAUGUGCACAUACCCACCACUACAUUAGUCAUUGGCUAUGAACCUGUAUAAAUGUUCUCUUCAGAACUCUAGGUACUCCUGCCUCUAGAAAUGUUACUAAUAGUCCAGAAGACUUAAUAUUAAAGGCAAUUUAAGUACAAGGCUCUAUUUUAAAAAUGAAAAAAAAAUUGAAAAGAAAAUGUUUGCUUCCUCUUGUCACUUGAGGUCUUGUUGACAUCUCAUUUAAAAUAUAGCAGAACAAGGGCCCUUUUGAUAAAUAUCAAAAAUUUCUGAAAUAUUUGGAAACUCUUGUCUCUACAGAUAGGGCUAGAGGUGUUCUACAGACCUCUAUUAGUUUCCUCCAUAUUAAAUUCUAUAGGACUUUUCUAUUAGGAGAGAAGUCUUCGAAAAGAAAAAAAGUUAUGGAAGUCCCAGUAUGACUCUGUCAGCAGACAUUACUGUACCAUGCAGCCUAUCCCUAUGUCUUGGGUCCUUACCCGACACAUUGGAGUUAAAUUCCAUUAGAUCUAAAGUAAUUUACAUCACUCUGCAUAUGCACAUUAGAAUACUAUCUUUCUUCUCAUUGGCAGCAGGCUUC
This is a messenger RNA of Terrapene triunguis (Three-toed box turtle), 4076 nucleotides long. RefSeq names its product Kruppel like factor 7 (gene KLF7). Gene Ontology annotation, molecular function: DNA-binding transcription factor activity, RNA polymerase II-specific; RNA polymerase II cis-regulatory region sequence-specific DNA binding. Gene Ontology annotation, biological process: regulation of transcription by RNA polymerase II. Lineage: Eukaryota; Metazoa; Chordata; Testudines; Emydidae. The transcript has 4 exons. The coding region runs from base 83 to 976 and encodes 297 amino acids. The record is from RefSeq and is a predicted model, not a curated record.